CAAAAUUGGAGUCUCCACUUUCAAGACUUCCACUGCUGAAGAAAUUACAAGUAAGAGAAUGUAAUGAGGCGGUCUUGAGCAGUGGAAAUGACCUCACCUCACUCACCAAGUUAACAAUUUCUGGGAUUUCAGGCCUUAUCAAAUUGCAUGAAGGAUUUGUGCAAUUUUUGCAAGGGCUUCGGGUUUUGAGAGUAUCGGAAUGUGAAGAACUCGAAUAUUUGUGGGAGGAUGGUUUUGGAUCGGAAAACUCUCUUUCUCUUGAGAUUAGAGAUUGUGAUCAACUUGUAUAUUUGGGAUGCAAUCUUCAGUCUUUGGAAAUAAUUAAAUGUGAUAAACUAGAGAGGCUUCCAAAUGGAUGGCAGAGUCUAACAUGCCUUGAAAAAUUGGCAAUCAGGGAUUGUCCAAAGCUAGCGUCAUUUCCAGAUGUAGGUUUCCCACCAAUGCUGAGAAAUAUUGUUCUUGAGAAUUGUGAAGGUCUAAAGAGUCUACCUGAUGGCAUGAUGUUGAAGAUGAGGAACGACAGUACUGACAGCAACAACUUGUGUCUCCUUGAAAAGCUAGUGAUAUUCAGCUGUCCAUCUCUCAUUUGCUUUCCAAAAGGGCAAUUACCCACCACCCUUGACCAGCUAGUGACAUACAGGUGUCCAUCUCUCAAGUCUCUUCCAGAAGGAAUACCCGCCACUCUCAAGAAACUCUACAUAAGGAAUUGUGAAAGGCUAGAGUCUCUACCAGAGGGAAUAAUGCACCAACAUUCCACCAAUGCUGCUGCUCUCAAGGAACUUGAAAUAAGUGUUUGUCCAUCUCUCACACCCUUCCCAAGAGGCAAGUUUCCAUCCACCCUUGAGCGACUUCACAUUGAGGAUUGUGAACACCUCGAGUCAAUUUCAGGGGAGAUGUUUCACUCUACUAAUAAUUCACUUCAAUCUUUAAUCCUCAUGAGGUAUCCUAAUCUCAAAACCCUACCAGAUUGCCUCAACACCCUCACAUAUCUACGUAUUGAAGAUUUUGAAAAUCUGGAAUUGUUGCUUCCUCAGAUAAAAAAGCUCACCCGUCUUACACGGCUCGAUAUCUGUAACUGCAAGAAUAUCAAGACCCCCCUAUCCCAAUGGGGCCUUUCCAGACUCACCUCUCUUAAAUACCUCCAUAUUAGUGGCAUGUUUCCAGAUGCAACUUCCUUUUCGGAUGACCCCCACUCGAUUCUUUUUCCUACAACUCUCACCUCCCUUACCCUUUCAGAAUUCCAGAAUCUGGAAUCCCUAGCCUCCCUGUCUCUCCAAACCCUCACCUCUCUUGAAAAACUAUGGAUCCGCAAUUGCCCUAAGCUCCGAUCGAUUUUGUCAAGGGAAGGACUAUUGCCUGACACACUUUCAGAACUGAAUGUGCAUCGUUGCCCACAUCUAACACAAAGGUACUCGAAGGAGGAAGGAGAUGAUUGGCCCAAGAUUGCCCACAUCCCCUGUGUGCACAUGUAUGGCUAAUCCAUCUGAGUAAUAAAUAAGUUAUAAUGAGAAAAACGGUGUCAAUUUGAGAAAGGGGAAGAAUGGCGUUAUAUAGAUCUCAUUCCUAAAAUAAUGAUCAAUGAAGUGCUAUUUUAAUCAAAGGGCCACUCCGCCAAUAUACAGUCAGUGUUCAUUGUAAGUAAUCAAGAUGAGUAUAGAAGAUUUCUUAUGAUAAACAAAGUUUCGAUUAUGACCAUGGAAGAAACAUGUAAGCAGCUUGCAGUGAUUGGGCGUCCAAGUAAAAUGUGCUCUAACCAAGUGGACUUCUUCAAAAGGAAGUGGAAUAUGAAGAAAGGAUAGAUUGUUCAGACUUUGCCUGUGGAGGAAGGGAGAUUCCUGGGUGCUCAACACUUGAUGCUCAUUGCUCUGUUCAAGAAGAAUAAGAAACUCAGAGGUACAAGGCACCUCCAGCACAGUGAAGUGAAUACCCAAGCUUUUUGGAUUUCUCCUAGGACACCUGGAAGGCUGGCACAUAAGACAACAAGAACAUGCAGUAAAGAGUGCCAAAAGAGGAGGGGGCGCACCCUACGAAUACAGAGAGAAGCUCAACCAGUAUCAAUGAAAGGUUUAUUCUCUUCCUACAAAGAUAUUUCUUCGAUUUUGUGAAACAGUCCCAGUUUUCUUUAUGCCAUUCUACUGUUGUUCCUAUGAGAGGUAGUUUGGGCACACUUCAACAAAUUUGUAAAAUUUUAAUGUUUCAAAAUCUUGUUCAUCUCAUUAAUCUGAUGUUCAAUGAGGUUCAUAACAAUAAAAUUAGCAGGAAAGCACCAUGAGUCAGAAACUGACAAAGUUCUUCUCCUUCAAGCUUUCAACUGUAUCCUUCAGGCUCACCUCCAGAGGAGUGAAGUGAAUGCCUAAACUCCUUGCUUUCUCUUGGGAUACCCGGGAGGAUGGUGCAUAAGGUUUGUCAUCUGCGCAUCUGCAACCAAACACAUGUGGAUCCCAUCUCAGAAUUUUUUGCAUGAUACCAAGGCAUAAAUAUUUAAGGGGAAACAAGAUGGCAAGUACUCUUCAAUGUAUCCAAUGGAACAAUAGGAAGUAAUAUCGUGUUGAUCUCACUUGCUUCUAAUGAUGGCACUAACGAGCACUAGCAAUAACAAAUAGAAACUUACCUUUCA
Molecule: messenger RNA, 2617 nt
Organism: Vitis riparia (riverbank grape)
Lineage: Eukaryota; Viridiplantae; Streptophyta; Magnoliopsida; Vitales; Vitaceae
Product: putative disease resistance protein At3g14460
Exons: 6
Coding region: 441-1478 (345 amino acids)
Source: RefSeq, a predicted model, not a curated record